CGACUGCCUGGGCACGCAGAGGGAAAGCUAAACAAAAGGGAGCUUUGCCGGACAACCUUCUGAGGUUUGAACUUUGGACAGUGCAGACGAUUUUGACUGCCCUUAUGUUAGCGACGCUCGGCAAGUUCUUCGAUUUCCGCAAGCAGACAAUCCCCGGUAGCGCCGCAGGUGACCCGCAACUCGAAUGGAGCUUUGGCCAAAUUCUGGUUUUGACGACCUGGAUUCCGGUGAUGCUUGACAUCUGGUAUACGAGUAACGUCGGGAUAAUAAGAGGCCUUGAAGUGCAUAUGCCUGGUGGUUUUCAUGCAGUUACCGCGGCUGAAUUCAAAAAGAUCUUGCCACAAACGCAUGAUAAGAAUCAGGGGUUAGAGCAGGAAUCAAAUGGUGUGCUACAGGGCAGCCCAAGUAAUGGACGUGGAGAGGAAAAGUCUGCCAGUGAUAUUGAGGUGUAGGAUCGCUUAGGAUCGCUGUGGGCGUUUGUUUUGGUGCACAAGCCUCACCUUUUCUUAUUUCUUUCUCCUUUUGUUCCUGGAACGUUUGUAUCAUAGAC
Molecule: messenger RNA, 550 nt
Organism: Colletotrichum acutatum
Lineage: Eukaryota; Fungi; Ascomycota; Sordariomycetes; Glomerellales; Glomerellaceae
Exons: 2
Coding region: 105-452 (115 amino acids)
Source: RefSeq, a predicted model, not a curated record